Messenger RNA from Dendroctonus ponderosae (mountain pine beetle), 3712 nucleotides. RefSeq names its product protein Skeletor, isoforms B/C (gene Skeletor). The transcript has 15 exons. The record is from RefSeq and is a predicted model, not a curated record. The coding region runs from base 149 to 2464 and encodes 771 amino acids. NCBI's taxonomy places the organism in Eukaryota, Metazoa, Arthropoda, Insecta, Coleoptera, Curculionidae.
ACCCGAGCAAAGAGAGGGGUCCAUAGUCGCGAACACAGCAGUGUAACGAGUAGUUCUUCAGCAUUUUGAAUAUGAAAGAUUAAAAGUGAAAGACAUUCAAGUUGGUUCCUCCAGUUAGUGUGAAUUGUGUGCUACAACAACAGCGACGAUGGCCAAGAGCGGCCGUCAUCUUUUUCUGCUGUUUGCCGCCGUUAGUUUUGUCGGCGGAAUAAAUGGAGAAUACUUGGGCAAGUUCAUCGGGCAACUAUCCGAAUUGCACCAUGGAGUUUCGGGGGAAGUUUACGCGGUAGACGGCCGCACUAUACACAUCAAAGACUACACGUACGAUGGCCAAGGCCCUGCGGCCUAUUUCUACGCCAGCACCUAUAAAACUGCCGACAGCAAAGGAUUCCGGUUAAGGGACGAAAAUAAUAACGGCGAUGUGAUCAGGAGGUACAGAAAAGAAGGGGUCACCCUUACCCUUCCCGAAGGCAAAACCUUGAACAAUAUCAAGAUCUUUUACGUGUGGUGUGAGGAGUUUGACGUGAACUUCGGCGACGUGAAAAUUCCCCGCAACUUUGACUAUCCGAGACCGCAGAAGAUCGACGCUCUGAAAGGGGUUCACCAGAUUUCCUCAGACAAUAUCGUCAUUGUCGACGCCCAAACUUUGCUCAUUCCGAACCUGCACUAUGAUGGCGAAGCACCCGAUGCGAAGUUCUGGGCAGGCAGAGGCCCCAAACCGUCACCUCAAGGGAUCCGAAUUGCAGACGAAAACGGCAAAGAGCUGCCCUUGCGGCGCUAUGAUGGCAAAACGGUGGUACUCACCCUUCCAGGCGAUUUAACCGUCUUCGACAUCGGCCACUUUGGCAUAUGGUGCGAGCAGUUUACCGUGGACUUUGGUCACAUCCAGAUACCGCAAAGUGUGAACGUGCCGCCCUCCCUAAAGAUGCUCGGCGUCAGCCCGCAGUCCAAACUGAAUUGCGAAGUCUUGGAUGACGAGCUGGCCUUUGAAGUGCGCUGGGCUGUGGCCGGAGAAAGCAUCGUCCUUCAAAUGGUGGCUAAAUUAGAGGAGCGAGAGUAUAUGUCCUUUGGAUUGUCUGGGGAAGUGGCCAAUAGCGUGAUGAUCGGGGGAGAUGUUGUAGUGGCUUGGGUGGACAAGGAAACUCUCAAAGGAUACGCCUAUGACUACUACUUAGGCGAUAAGUCCCAAUGCUCUGGACCUACCGGUUCCUGUCCGGACAGCAAACUUGCUGAAAACUCCAACAAUAUCAGGCUUCUGAACGCUGCCAUGGUGAACGGUUAUUCCAUAGUAACUUUCCAAAGACCGCUGAAGGCUUCGGAUCAGUUCGACUUGCCCAUCCUAACCAACCAAUCGCAAGCCAUCAUUUGGGCUGUUGGUCCAUUGAAUCAGAGGGACGAAGUCUCUUUUCAUAGCAGCUACUUGAAGCAUGACAGUUUUAUCGAUUUUGCCCGGCCCGCCAAGUGGAACUGUCCCCUUCCGGAGGGAGAAACUGCGGCCAAGCAUGUGGAACCGUUGAAGGCUGUUACUACUGAGGCCGUAGCCGUUGUGGCAUCAACCACAACUUCAGCACCAACAAGACGGGAAGGAGGAAACCGUAGAAGAGGAAGCAACCGAAUAUCUACAAGACAGCCGGAGACUCAUGCAGAAAUCGCCGAAGAAGGACAAGCUUCAAAGCGCGAGUCCACUCGCACGAGAGGCACCAGCAACAAAAUAAGCCAAAGAGGCACUCAAACUGUCCCGCCUCCUACUCCCGUGAAAGAGCGCAACGCUUGGUAUAUCCCCCCAAUCGAGUGCUAUGAGCCUGAAGAUGGAGUUUUCUACGCUCAAAUGGGCCCCACCGGGGGCAAGCGCGGUUAUCCUGCCAUUACCGGUCACGUCGGUUGGGGCAUUUCGUGGUACAUCAACGGACUGCUCAUCCCGGAAAUUAACGUGGUGAGAGGAAAAACCUACAACUUUAUCACCGAGGGAGGCGACAACCCAGAGGUUUCAGCCAAAUAUCAUCCCUUCUAUAUUACGGAUGAUCCCGUGGGCGGAUACGCCUAUAAGACGCCUGAAGAAAGAAAGAACAUUUCUAUCCUUGCUGGUGUGCGCUUUGAUAAAGCAGGGGAACCGAUUCCUGUGGGAGUGGGCCGAUUGUGCCAUUGGACCCACAGCGGGGACAGUGAUGCGGAUGAUUUUGACUCAUUUGGAGCAUAUCAGCGCACUUUGCAACUAAAAUGUGACGUCGGCGAGCCCGGAAUAGUCACCUGGACUCCCGACCGGAAUACUCCAGAUACAGUUUACUAUCAGUGUUUCACCCAUCGACACUUGGGGUGGAAAAUAAAUGUCCACGAUAGUUGCGAACAAGCAGUGGCAGCCAGCGAACUGCAACCGACCAUUGUGAAGCCAUCGGAAGCACAGUCCGACUUGGAGCCGGAAGCGAGCAUUCGACAGGAAAGCGUGAACUUUCCAUCACCACACUAGACCCAUCACCAACACCCACCGGCCACCAACAAUUACUAACACAGAAGCAACAUCCGCUCAUUAUCAGACCCGACAAUGACUUCAAACAUGCUCAGACAAGACUGUCCGUGUUGAACUUGACUACACCUACAAGACUUAAGCAAAUGCCAAACAUCCAACGCUCCUAUCUGAUAUACAAGAGGCCGGUUGACAAACAACAAACACUUCACACCACCAACACUUACGCAAUUCUCCCAAAAGCACCGAAAAAUGUCCAGGUUAAAAAUGUGGACAUUUCCCCCAUGCAAGCAUCAACAGAACGAGAUCCUGAAAUCCAAACUGCUGAAGCCCCCUUUGAAAUGAGCGCAUCUUUGGAGGGGACUGACCACUUCGGGGCGUCCACCCACAGGGGAACCAAGCAAGAAAGUGGGUUUGAUGACCAGAGAUUUGUACCCCAAGUAAACCCUGAGAGGGGAGAUCACACUUUCCUAGGCUUGAGGCACUCGCGCAGAAAAUUAUCGAUUCGAAGCACCGGAAAAUCGGACAGGGAACAGGAAAUGGCUGCUUCUGAGCACGUAGAGUCGUUCUACUUGCCUCCGCCAGGAGCCAGCAAAAUCCCAAGUAAUCCGGCAGGAAAAAUGCCUUCAGAAAUUGAUUUCGAAGCGCCAGCGCCUCCGACUAAGAACAAUUCUUCCAAACUAGAUUCUCCUCCUCACGUAGUGGUAACUUUCGAUGGCAAACGAGUGUCCGGCGCCAGCCUCACUGCAAAACCGUUCGAAAAGUCCAUGUUGGAACGCGGCUCUAAGGCGGCCGAACUACUCAAAACCCAUCCUCAGUCUGUACCUUUCCAGGGCGAUUUGCCUCCUUUGAACGUUAACGUGCUCUUCCACAGUCCUGAAACACAUCCGGGGGUUUUGAGCAGGGAUCUUGACACUCCGCUACCCCAAUCGGGGUCUACAAAGUUGAAGCGAGUGCGUAGAAUCAUCUAACACAUCACAAACAUGCGGGAAUAAAACCUAAUUACUAAGUCAGUUUUAUGAAUUGCACGUAACUUAAAAUUAUAAGGGUCGGAUAUGUAUUUAUAGAUCAAAUGUACGCAGUUCUUACCGCACAGGAUUAGAUACCUAAGAAUGUAAAUAACAUUGAUUAAGGAUUUGUUGUUUGACACUGUUUUGGGUCUUUUACCAUAUGUAUUUAAUAAUCAAUUGUAUAUAAAUAAGGGAACUUUAUACGUUUUUAGUAUAAAUAAAGAUACGUUAAUUUUAAAAA